AACACGCCACUAAUAAUUGCUUACACCUCGCGCCCCAAGAAAUCCGCAAGAGAGAAAAAAAAGGGAAAAAUCCCCCCAAGACUAAGGGAGGCUCGUCAGAUCUGAUCCAUUUUCUUGCAGCAGCAGCAGCGGCGGCAGUCUCUUCGCUUUCUUGGCGGGGAGUGAGGUGAGGGAGUGGAGAAAGGAAGGAACCAAGAACCGAGGAGGAGGACAUGGCGGGGGACGGCGACGGCCGGUCGGGGCUUCCCCGGAUCGCGAUGGUCGGCGCCGGCAUCUUCGCGCGCACGCAGUACAUCCCCAGGCUCCGCGAGAUCACACACCUCGUCGUCCUCAAAGCCAUCUGGAGCCGCACCCAGGACUCUGCAAAAGCAGCCGCAGAGCUUGCUCGCGAUUUCGCGCCAGAGAUUGAGUGCAAAUGGGGUGAUGCUGGGCUGGAAGAGAUAAUGGGGGACAGUUCAAUCAUGGGCGUUGCUGUUGUUCUCGCUGGGCAAGUCCAGGUUGAGCUUUCCCUAAAGAUGCUCAAGGCAGGAAAGCAUGUGAUUCAAGAGAAACCUGCUUCUGGAUCGACAACAGAAGCAGAAACCGCACUGUCAAUCUACAACUCGUUUCCAAACCAGUUCCCACAUAAACCAGUUUGGGCUCUGGCAGAAAACUAUAGAUUUGAACCUGCCUUUGUGGAGUCAAGGAAAAUGAUGAGUGAUAUCGGUGAUAUGAUGAACAUCCAAGUUAUCAUUGAAGGGUCAAUGAACAGUUCAAAUCCGUAUUUCAAUAGCUCCUGGAGACGGAAUUUUGUGGGUGGUUUCAUACUGGACAUGGGUGUGCACUUCAUUGCAGGACUACGAAUGCUUGUAGGUUUGGAAAUAGCAACUGUAUCAUCUAUCUCCCGUCAUGUGGAUAUGGCUUUGCCGCCACCAGAUAACAUAUGUUCCCUUUUCCAACUAGAAAAUGGAUGUGCUGGUGUCUUUGUAUUUGCAGUCAAUUCAAGAUCACCAAAGAUAUUAUGGCGAGUCGAUGGAACAAAAGGAACAAUUCAAAUAGAGCGUGGAAUUGAUAGUGGGAAACAUGGCUACCAGGUGUUAUUCUCCAGUGAAAAUGGGCAGUGCCAGAAGACAUUUUACCCGUUCUGUGGAGUGAAUGAAGAACUGAAGGCGUUUGUCCAUGACAUCUUGGAGGCUAGCAAAGAUGGGGAUCACAAGGCUGAACCUCGCAGUUCCUAUGUCGAAGGUGCCCGUGAUGUUGCCGUUCUAGAAGCCAUGCUCGAAUCUAGUGCGAAGCAAGGUGCCCCAGUUCAAGUGAAGAGAUUCUGACAGAUCUGAAAUAGCAAAAAAAAAAAAAGUUCCUUCAACAGUGAUUUGUCCAUUAGACACAUGGAUUUUUCGUAUUAGUAAAACUAGCACUGUUCCAAUCUAAGUUCAUACCAUCGAGGGUAUAGAAUGCAAAAAUGACAGACCUAGAAGCAGCAUUCUUUAACUCAGAUCAACCAUUAUUUAACCUCGUACACAUCACGUACCCUUGUCUAAAGGAUCACAUGUACUGUUCCUUGUUGUUUACUUGCUUGCUAGCAGCAGCGCAUAAAUAAAGCAGGUGACAUGUCUUUCACAUG
Messenger RNA from Phragmites australis (common reed), 1603 nucleotides. Its product is annotated as dehydrogenase FPY6. Gene Ontology annotation, biological process: NADPH regeneration. The transcript has 12 exons. NCBI's taxonomy places the organism in Eukaryota, Viridiplantae, Streptophyta, Magnoliopsida, Poales, Poaceae. The coding region runs from base 213 to 1307 and encodes 364 amino acids. The record is from RefSeq and is a predicted model, not a curated record. Gene Ontology annotation, molecular function: nucleotide binding; oxidoreductase activity. Gene Ontology annotation, cellular component: cytoplasm.